AUGUCUAACGAAGUUAAAACUGCUAUUCUCUCUGUCUAUGAUAAAACCGGCUUAUUGGACUUAGCUAGGGGUUUAACUGAAUGUAACGUUCGUAUUUUAGCUUCUGGUGGUACAGCAAACAUGAUCCGUGAAGCUGGUUUCCCUGUUGAAGAUGUUUCUACUAUUACACAUGCCCCAGAGAUGUUGGGUGGUAGAGUUAAGACAUUACAUCCAGCUGUCCAUGGUGGUAUUUUAGCUAGAGAUAUCCCAUCUGAUCUCAAAGACCUGGAAGAGCAAGAUAUUAAGAUGAUCGACUUUGUGGUCUGUAACUUAUAUCCAUUCAAGGAAACCGUUGCCAAGAUUGGUAUCACUGUUCCAGAAGCCGUUGAAGAAAUUGAUAUCGGUGGUGUCACUUUAUUGAGAGCCGCCGCUAAGAACCAUGCUAGAGUCACUAUAUUGUCUGACCCAAAUGAUUACUCUAAAUUCUUAAAUGAAUUAAAGGAAAAGGGUGAGAUAUCUACUGAAUCUAGAAACACUUUUGCCUUAAAAGCUUUUGAACAUACUGCUAGCUACGAUGCUGCUAUCUCUGAUUUCUUUAGAAAACAAUAUUCUGAGGGUAAAGAAAUGUUACCAUUACGUUAUGGUGCCAAUCCACAUCAAAAACCUGCUCAAGCUUUUGUCACCGAACAAGAACAAUUGCCAUUUAAAGUCUUAAGUGGUUCUCCAGGUUAUAUUAACCUAUUGGACGCUUUAAACUCUUGGCCAUUAGUUAAAGAGUUAUCUGCUUCUUUGAACUUACCAGCUGCCGCCUCUUUUAAACAUGUUUCUCCAGCUGGUGUUGCUGUAGGUAUUCCAUUAACUGAUGUCGAGAAACAAGUAUAUUUUGUUAACGAUAUUGAAAAUAUGUCCCCAUUAGCUGCUGCUUACGCUAGAGCCAGAGGUGCUGAUAGAAUGUCAUCAUUUGGUGAUUGGAUCGCCUUAUCUAAUAUUGUUGAUGUUCCAACUGCCAAAAUCAUUUCUAAGGAGGUUUCUGAUGGUAUCAUUGCUCCAGGUUAUGAACCAGAAGCUCUUGAAAUCUUAAAAAAGAAAAAAGGUGGUAAAUAUUGUGUUUUACAAAUUGAUCCAAACUAUACACCAGAUAACAUUGAAUCUAGACAAGUUUUUGGUGUCACAUUACAACAAAAGAGAAACGAUGCUAUUAUCAACCAAGCAUCAUUCAGAGACAUUAUAUCACAGAAUAAAAAUUUAACUGAACAAGCUACAAUUGAUUUAACUGUUGCUACAAUCGCUUUGAAAUAUACACAAUCUAAUUCUGUUUGCUAUGCAAAGAACGGUAUGGUUAUUGGGUUAGGUGCUGGCCAACAAUCAAGAAUCCACUGUACAAGAUUAGCUGGUGAUAAAGCCGACAAUUGGUGGUUCAGACAACACCCAAGAGUCCUAGCUUUCAAAUGGGCUAAAGGUGUCAAGAGACCGGAAAAAUCUAAUGCUAUUGAUUUAUAUGUAACUGGUCAAAUUCCAACUGAAGAACCAGAAAAGUCUGAAUAUGAAUCCAAAUUCGCUGAAGUUCCAACUCCAUUAACUGCUGCAGAAAAAAAGGAAUGGUUAUCUAAGUUGACUAACGUCUCUUUAUCAUCAGAUGCAUUUUUCCCAUUCCCAGAUAAUGUUUAUAGAGCUGUAAGAUCUGGAGUUAAGUAUAUCGCUGCUCCAUCUGGUUCUGUGAUGGACAAAGCUGUUUUAGCUGCUGCUGAUGCCAAUAAUCUAGUUUAUGUUGAAAAUGCUUUCCGUUUAUUCCAUCAUUGA
Messenger RNA from Arxiozyma heterogenica, 1779 nucleotides. RefSeq lists its product as uncharacterized. Gene Ontology annotation, cellular component: cytosol. The record is from RefSeq and is a predicted model, not a curated record. The transcript has a single exon. NCBI's taxonomy places the organism in Eukaryota, Fungi, Ascomycota, Saccharomycetes, Saccharomycetales, Saccharomycetaceae. Bases 1 to 1779 code for a protein of 592 amino acids. Gene Ontology annotation, biological process: 'de novo' IMP biosynthetic process. Gene Ontology annotation, molecular function: IMP cyclohydrolase activity; phosphoribosylaminoimidazolecarboxamide formyltransferase activity.